CCUAACUUCAGACCACAUUAACAGCUGGGCGCCAGCUGAUGGAAAAUGAGCGAGAAAAGUCAAUAAAGGUGCGUUGAUUCAAUUGAUAACGUGGCGAUAUGAUGAACUGUUGUUAUUAUUUGUAAAUGUAACAGGUGAAAUUGAAAAAAACUAUUUUAAAAUGGCUGUUCAAAAUAUUGCGGUGAAAUUGUGUGGAAUACUUCAGGCAGCAAGUGAGGAGGAAAUUACAGCACGAGAGUGGCGUCUUUUAGGACAAGAACAAGAUGGUUCACAACUUCUUACUUGGCUUUCAAAUACAAAAAAUAAUGCGGAGGUCCUCAACAUUGGCAUAUAUGUAAAUAAAACCAAAUCUCUGACUAUUCUACACACAUUUGACAAGAAAACUAAUAUCAUACAAGCUUCAGUGAAUGCGACACAAAGUCUUUUAGCAUAUGUUGUCAAGAAACUUCCAACUGAUGAUGCUGAGGCAAAAGAGCCUUUGUACUGUGCUUAUUUAAUGUGUUUACUUCCUGACAAAGAAAGAGUCAGUGAACAAAUUGAAGAUAGCUCUACAAAACAAAUAAUGGUACAAUAUAUAUACGGGAAGAGUAAUAAAUACAGCCCUGGUAUAAGAAAUGACAGAUUCCUGCUGUUCAAACAUUUGGAAUACAUAAAAAUAUAUCGCACGCCAAUGUUUCUAAAUGAAUAUGACGAUGGAACAGAGAAAUGGGGCUUUGAUGGCAUAUAUCCUGAACCGGAAACCAUUGUAAAAGUUUUUUCCUGGGCUCAGUGGGAUUGUGUUAAUCAGGUUUUGUACCACAUUCAUUUUCGACAAGCAUCGCAGAGCUUCGCUGAGGGCGAGGAGGUGAAAUCUCCCUCAGAAAUUACGCCCACUCUAUCCGCUCUACAGUUCCACGCCGAUCUCCCGCACGAGACUGUCGUGAACAUCCCCCUAAGUCUGCCUCACGUAUCGAGCUCGGCGGAGGGGGCCGCUUGCGGGGCUUACGAGGACGAUCCUAUACCAUUACGAGUCCACGACUGCAGCCUCGACUUGCAGAUCGUGUGCGACCAGCGGGGCGUGUUGUGCAUCUGUCAUCACUACUUGUACAAGCCCCUAGACGAUUCCGCCACAUCCCUAGUGCUGGAAGACAGCACGGACCUGAAGGACUCCGGAGUCAACUUCGCGUAUUCGAUAACCCUGCUGCAUCACGGCUGCGUGGUGCACACUGUAGUGCCGGACCUGCCGUGGGCCUUGGCCAAGUCGUUACGGCCAUCUUACACUUUAUACGAAGAAAAUCAUCUUUUGGUGAAUAUACCGAUGCUGUACACGCAUCUGAUAGACAUCAGCCUCCACCACGAGCCGUGCUGUCACAUCGUCCUGCCGGUGGACGAGUGUGACAGCGGGCCCAGCCUCGCGCCCCUGCUGGGCUGGGGUCAGCACGCCAUGGUCGACCUCAAUACUCUGGACGUGGUGGCCAUGGUCAUCCCUGAAAAGGAUUUGACCGCGACGUUCAAGAGCAACACGGCCAUAGAAAAUAAACUCGCCAUCAUACAUUACUUGGUGCAGCACGAGAACAAUAUGGAAUUGGCUGAAGAGCUGAUAUCGUGGAUGUGCCUGAAUCAGCGCGGCGGGCUGGGCUCGUUCCAGCGCGUCAUGCAAGAGUACCUGGUGGCGACCACGUGCGCGGUCACUCGACGCUCGCUACCCUCUUCCGCACUGGGACUUAUGAAGAUGCUUCCAUUCAUGCUGCACCUAAAGUUUUCUGAUGUCAAGGUUCGCGACAUGUGCGUGUCGGUGAGCCAGGAGAAGCUGUGGAGCAGCAGCGCGGUCGUGCUGGCUCCUCGGCAGCGCGUGUGCCAGUUUUCCGAGGACGUGUGGACUAGGGUCUGGGCGUCUCUGUCCGCUCCGUCAGUCACCCGUCUACAUCCGACCGUCGUCACCGAUAAGCUGCGAGUGAGCCUGCAUUGUUACCAGCCGGAAGCGUUGUCUCGGUGCAGCACCCCGCUGUCCCCGAGCGGCCCGGGGCCCGCGCUGGGUUCUCAACGCCGUUCGUCGCUGGGCAACGGGCAGGACCUGCUGCCCUUCUUUGAACUGGACGUGUGCACUGCCAGCAAACAGGAGCAUAUAGUGGCUGCGAACUUGCGCGAGGUGAGCGUGCACCUGAUGCGCGAGAGCGGCGGCGCGGCGGGCGUGCAGGGCGGCGUGCACGCGGCCGCCACGCGCUGGGCGGCGGCGCAGCUGGAUGCCGCGCGCGCGCUGUGCCGGGCGCUGUGCCGCGCGCUCGCCGCCGUGCCCGCGCACCAGCAGCAGCGCGGAUUCACUUUCAUUGACGAUAUGGAUCCUAACCACGCAUACAUACUGUUCAAAGUCCUAGAGCAGUACUACCUGGCGACCGACUCCAUAGCGUUCCCUGUGCCGCAAGGAUUCACAUCAUUCUUCACGUACUUGGGUUACCGCACUCUGCCCUUUCCCGCCUUCGCGCAGUACGUGCACAGGAGCGUCUUCGAACUGCAGAUCGACGUUCUGAAAGCUAUCGUGACUGAAGAAGACAAGUGCAGCGUGAACAAGAAGCUGCGGCUGAUUCAGGUGGCGGGGGAGGGGCGCGGGCGGCGCGCGCUGGCGGCGUGGGGCGCGCGGGCGGCGCUGGUGCUGCGGGCGCGCGACCACGCCGCCGCGCUGCUGUCCGGCGCCGCGCCCGCCCGCCACGACCGCGCGCGACACCGCCCCGUCCGCGACACCGGUAUCGCAGCGUUGCCGUCUGGAGAACGUCUUUCACCGUUGGACACAUUCCUGGAUCUGCUGACGGCCAAAGCAAGCCUCAACGAGCUGGACUUCAAUCUUAUAAUAGAGGCCACUCUAGCGUCAGUGCAACAAGACAACAGCGUUGCUUAAAAUUAAGGAUGCAGUCACGCACCGCCGUCGGCAUUGUCUGUCUAUUAAUUUCGAUUUUAAGGGUCCGUUCACACAGACCGGCUCGGAGAGCAUCGACCCGCUUUUUUCUUAUCGCACAGACCGGAUCGUAUACGUUUGGAAGCGGCCGGAGCGGAGUUUUUUACUGGUGGUAGGACCUCUUAUGAGUCCACAUGGGUAGAUACCACCAACCCGCUUAUUUCUGCCGUGAAGCAGUAAUGCGUUUCGGUUUGAAGGGUGGGGCAGCCAUUGUAACCUUAGAACUUAUAUCUCAAGGUGAGUGGAGCAUUUACGUUGUAGAUGUCUAUGGGCUCCAGUAACCACUUAAAACCAGGUGGGCUGUGAGCUCGUCCACCCAUCUAAGCAAUAAAUAAAUAAAUAAAUUGCCAACUAUUUCACAUAGACAGACUGAAAGAGAUCUGAAAGCGUAUGCGCACGCAAUGGGAGCCGAUCGGCUAGAGCGCGCAAUCGGAUCUAAUUAUUUCACAGUCAACGCGUUCAAGCAUUCUUAAUGACAAAAAAGUGCACAUGCAAAAAUAAACUUUACUACAAUUACUCAAAACUCUGUUUCCAACGUGAUAAAAAUUUGUUCUCUCCGAGCUGGUCUGUGUGAACGGACCUUGAUAGUAAAUUCUAGUUAUGAUCUGUAUUUGACAUGAGGAGCGGUGUAUUACAAGCUGCUCAAUCGACUAAAAAAUAAAAAAGAUUGGUGACAUCCAACAAUCUUCUAGCGAUACUGACAGGGGUCGUGUCCCCUAGUUUGCACCCCACUGAUUUAGAAUACUUCGUUUAAUUAUUCGCUAUGUGAAGUUAUUCCUGUGCAAUUUUAGAUUUACAAAUUUUAGAAAGAUAUUAAUUAGCAUUAUUGAUUUUUUUUAAUUCGACUGUGUUGUGUCGUCUCUGUACACGUGAAUUAACUGGUAUCUAGUUGAGAUUUAUUGUUAAUUAUUUAUUUAUUACUAGUCUUAAUUUACUUGUAGCUGUAGACAUGAAGACUAUGUUUUUCUUAGAAAAUUUAAAUACAUUCCAAUUAUAUAAGUAUAUGAACGCUAGUAAUUUACUCUCAAACGAUUUUAGUGAUUAGAACUGGUGCCAAAGAUGCACAAAUUUUUAGAAAUUAGAAUUUUCGGCUCUCAUUUGAUUUCUGUGCAAUUUAUUCGUGCAAUAUAGAGGAAUAAGUUAUAAAUAAACAAUUAUGAAAAAAAUAA
This is a messenger RNA of Bombyx mori (domestic silkworm), 4098 nucleotides long. It is a transcript of the gene pigeon, whose product is annotated as protein pigeon. The transcript has 14 exons. Gene Ontology annotation, biological process: positive regulation of amyloid-beta formation. Lineage: Eukaryota; Metazoa; Arthropoda; Insecta; Lepidoptera; Bombycidae. The record is from RefSeq and is a predicted model, not a curated record. The coding region runs from base 161 to 2872 and encodes 903 amino acids. Gene Ontology annotation, cellular component: trans-Golgi network.